AUGGCCGGCCGCCUCGGCCGCGGGAUGUGCUGGGGCAAGCGGGGCCGGGGCUGCCGGGGCGAGGGCGCGCUGCUCGCCCUGGGGCUGCUGGCCGCCCUCGGCUUCCUCGUGUGGCGGCACGGCCCUCCGCCCCGCCACGCCGCCCGCCGCGCCCCGCCGCAGCCGCCGUCCCCCGACUCCGAGCUGCUGCGGCGGCCGGUGUACGCCAAGCCGGCCCUGGACCCGGGGGCGCUGGGGGAGCUGGGCCGGGCGGUGCGGCUGGAGCUGAGCCCGGCCGAGAAGCGCCGCCAGGAGGAGAGCAUCCGCCGGCACCAGAUCAACAUCUACCUGAGCGACCGCAUCUCGCUGCACCGCCGCCUGCCCGAGCGCUGGCACCCGCUAUGCAGAGAGAAGAAAUAUGAUUAUUAUAGCCUUCCAAAAACCUCUGUUGUGAUAGCUUUUUAUAAUGAGGCUUGGUCAACGCUUCUACGAACUGUUCACAGUGUUCUUGAGACAUCUCCCGAUAUACUUUUGGAAGAAAUUAUCCUUGUAGAUGAUUACAGUGACAAAGAACAUUUAAAGGAAACUUUGGAAAACUACGUGGCUGGCCUGCGCAAGGUGCGUCUCAUCCGGGCAAAUAAGCGAGAGGGGCUGGUUCGAGCCCGGCUGCUGGGGGCGUCUGUGGCAAAAGGAGAUAUCCUGACGUUCCUGGACUGCCACUGUGAAUGCCAUGAGGGCUGGCUGGAGCCUCUGCUGGCAAGGAUUGCUGAAGAAGAAACAGCUGUCGUCUGCCCUGUUAUUGAUGUUAUUGACUGGAAUACAUUUGAGUACUUGGGAAAUGCUGGUGAGCCACAGAUUGGUGGAUUUGAUUGGCGGCUGGUCUUCACUUGGCAUAGUACCCCUGAAAGAGAACAAAAACGGAGGAAGUCCAAGACCGACGUGAUCAGGUCUCCAACCAUGGCAGGUGGAUUAUUUUCUGUGAGCAAGAAGUAUUUUGAUUAUCUUGGUUCCUAUGACACAGGAAUGGAAGUCUGGGGAGGAGAAAACCUUGAAUUCUCAUUUAGGAUAUGGCAGUGUGGAGGAAGUCUUGAGAUCCAUCCCUGCUCCCAUGUAGGUCACGUUUUCCCCAAACAAGCUCCGUACUCACGGUCCAAAGCUUUGGCAAACAGUGUGCGUGCAGCUGAAGUGUGGAUGGAUGAAUAUAAACAACUUUAUUACCACCGAAACCCACAUGCUCGCCUGGAACCAUAUGGAGAUGUGACAGAAAGGAGACUUCUACGAGAGAAGCUGAAAUGUAAGGACUUUAAAUGGUUUUUGGAGAACGUGUAUCCAGAACUUCACGUACCCGAGGACAGACCAGGCUUCUUUGGAAUGCUGAAGAAUAGAGGAAUGGAAAACUUCUGCUUUGAUUAUAACCCUACAAAUGAACAUCAAGUAACUGGACAGAGGGUCAUACUCUACCCAUGCCAUGGCAUGGGACAAAAUCAGUUUUUCGAGUACACGUCCCAUAAUGAAAUACGUUACAACACGCGACAACCGGAAGUCUGCGCAGCAGUCGAUUCAGGGACUGACUACUUGACAAUGUACUUGUGUCAAGAAAAUGCACAGAGUGUUCCUGAAAACCAGAAGUUUAUUUUCAGAGAGGAUGGUACCUUGUUUCACCCACAAACCCAGAAGUGCAUACAAGCCGAGGGAAACGCUUACAAUGGGAACCCAGCACCGUUGCUAUGACCUUGUACCAACUCGGACUACCAAAAAUGGUUCUUCAAAGAAAGAAGUUGAUCCAGAUGUUG
Hirundo rustica (Barn swallow) is the source of this 1772-nucleotide messenger RNA. It is a transcript of the gene GALNT12, whose product is annotated as polypeptide N-acetylgalactosaminyltransferase 12. The transcript is spliced from 10 exons. The coding region runs from base 1 to 1710 and encodes 569 amino acids. Gene Ontology annotation, cellular component: Golgi apparatus. NCBI's taxonomy places the organism in Eukaryota, Metazoa, Chordata, Aves, Passeriformes, Hirundinidae. The record is from RefSeq and is a predicted model, not a curated record.